Molecule: messenger RNA, 489 nt
Organism: Coffea arabica (coffee)
Lineage: Eukaryota; Viridiplantae; Streptophyta; Magnoliopsida; Gentianales; Rubiaceae
Source: RefSeq, a predicted model, not a curated record
AUGGCACCAUUCGAGGCAUUGUAUGGACGAAAGUGUGGAUUUCCCUUAUAUUGGGAUGAAAUAGGUAAGAAGCUGAUCACUGGUCCUGAUUUGGAGGAACGAACUUUGGAGAAAAUUAAGAUCAUUCGAGAAAGGUUGAAAGUAUCCCCUACCAAGGGAGUGAUGAGAUUUGAAAGAAGUCGCAAGUUAAAUUCGAGGUAUGUAGGGCCUUACGAAAUACUGGAUAAAAUUGGACCUCUGGCAUAUCGACUGGCUCUCCCACCUGCUUUGUCAAGAAUACAUAAUGUGUUCCAUGUUUCCCAACUGAGGAAGUAUGUAUCAGACCCAAGUCAUAUUUUGGAGGACCAACCUAUCGAGGUGAAGGAGAACCUAUCAGUGGAGGAAGUUCCUUUAAGAAUCGUAGAUCGAAAGGAUCAAGUCCUGAGGAGAAGGAUCAUACCCUACGUCAAGGUACAAUGGACGAACCAUACACCACGAGAGGCAACGUAG